Molecule: messenger RNA, 2333 nt
Organism: Camelus dromedarius (Arabian camel)
Lineage: Eukaryota; Metazoa; Chordata; Mammalia; Artiodactyla; Camelidae
Gene: RNPEP
Product: arginyl aminopeptidase
Exons: 11
Coding region: 38-1981 (647 amino acids)
Biological process (GO): proteolysis
Molecular function (GO): metalloaminopeptidase activity; zinc ion binding
Source: RefSeq, a predicted model, not a curated record
GGGCCUGCGGCCGCCCGGGCGUUGGCUGCGCUGGGCGAUGGCGGGCGGCGGGACCGGAGCUGGCGGGCGGGUGCUGCGCUCGGCGCUGGCCGAGGACGUGGCGUCGGCCUCCAACUUCCGCGCCUUCGAGCUGCUGCACCUGCACCUGGACCUGCGGGUCGAGUUCGGGCCUCCCGGGCCGGGCCCGGGCAGCCGCGGGCUGAACGGCUCGGCGGUGCUGGAGCUGCGCUGCCUCGAGCCCGGCGGCGCCGCGGAGCUGCGGCUGGACUCGCACCCGUGCGUGGAGGUGACGGCGGCGGCGCUGCGGCGGGGUCCGCGGGGCGCGGGGCAGCCGGAGCCGGAGCCCGAGCCGGUGCCGGUGAGCACGCGGCCCUUCUCGCACUACGGCCAGGCGCUGUGCGUGCACUUCCCGCAGCCGUGUGGCGCCGGCGAGCGCGUGCGUGUGCAGCUCACCUACCACGUCGGCGAGGGACCCGGGGUUUGCUGGUUGGCCCCGGAGCAGACGGCAGGAAAGAAGCCCUUCGUCUACACCCAGGGUCAGGCCGUCCUGAACCGUGCCUUCUUUCCUUGCUUCGACACCCCUGCAGUGAAGUUCAGAUACUCUGCUAUUGUGGAGGUCCCAGACGGCUUCACCGCUGUGAUGAGUGCUAACACCUGGGAGGAGAGAGGUCCAAAUAAGUUCUUCUUCCAGAUGUGUCAUCCCAUCCCCUCCUACCUGGUAGCUCUGGCCGUUGGAGAUCUGGUUUCGGCCGAUGUUGGACCCAGGAGCCGGGUGUGGGCUGAGCCCUGCCUCAUCGCGGCCGCCAAGGCGGAGUACGACGGGGUGAUAGAGGAGUUUUUGGCAACGGGAGAGAAGCUUUUCGGACCCUACGUUUGGGGCAGGUAUGAUGUGCUCUUCAUGCCCCCGUCUUUCCCAUUUGGGGGCAUGGAGAACCCCUGCCUGACCUUCGUCACCCCCUGCCUGCUGGCGGGCGACCGCUCCCUGGCCGACGUCAUCAUCCAUGAGGUGUCCCACAGCUGGUUUGGGAACCUGGUCACCAACGCCAACUGGGGGGAGUUCUGGCUGAAUGAGGGCUUCACCAUGUACGCCCAGAGGAGGAUCUCCACCACCCUCUUCGGGGCCGCGUACACCUGCUUGGAAGCCGCGACGGGGCGGGCUCUGCUUCGGCAGCACAUGGACCUAACGGGCGAGGACCACCCACUGAACAAGCUGCGGGUGAAGAUAGAGCCAGGUGUUGACCCGGACGAUACGUACAAUGAGACCCCCUAUGAGAAAGGCUUCUGCUUCGUCUCCUACCUGGCCCACCUGGUGGGCGACCAGGGCCAGUUUGACGGCUUCCUCAAGGCCUACGUGGAUGAAUUUAAAUUCCAAAGUAUCUUAGCCGAUGACUUUCUUGACUUCUACUUGGAAUAUUUCCCUGAGCUGAAGAAAAAGGGGGUGGAUUCCAUCCCAGGACUUGAGUUUGAUCGCUGGCUGAACACCCCGGGCUGGCCCCCCUACCUCCCUGACCUCUCUCCCGGGGACUCCCUCAUGAGGCCGGCUGACGAGCUGGCCCAGCUGUGGGCGACCGCGGAGCUAGACCAGAGGGCCAUCGACGCUGUGUCCAUCUCUGCCUGGAAGACCUACCAGCUGGUUUACUUCCUGGAUAAGGUUCUCCAGAAGUCCCCUCUCCCCGCCGGGAACGUGAAAAGACUUGGAGAGACAUAUGCAAAGGUCUCAAAUUCCCAGAACGCAGAGCUCCGGCUGCGAUGGGGCCAGAUUGUCCUUAAGAACGACCACCAGGAGGAUUUCUGGAAAGUGAAGGAAUUCCUGCAGAGCCAGGGGAAGCAGAAGUACACCCUCCCGCUGUACCACGCCAUGAUGCGGGGCGGCGAGGCCGCCCGGGCCCUGGCCAAGGAGACCUUUGCUGCCACUGCCUCCCAGCUCCACAGCAACGUGGUCCACUACGUGCAGCAGAUCGUGGCGCCCACGGGCACUUAGAGGCCCCCGCGACGGCCUCUGCCUCGGCCGACUUGGCAGCCCUGCAGCCAUAGCUCCCGGUGCUGGGUCUCACCAGCUUCGCGAGUUCACAGCCCCGGGAUAGGCAGCCUGUUCCCUGGGCCUCUGCUCCGACCUGAGACCAGGGGACCGCCUGGGGCAGUUCCCUCGGGCAGGCCCGGCCGCUGGCGCUGUCAGGGGCCGUCUCCCCCCCACCUGGGUCUCAGGAGGAGCAAGAAGGAUUUUCUUUUCUUUUUCUUUUUCUUUUUGCUGAUCCUCUCAGUGCUGUGCAAAGCGCUGCAUUCCUUUUUGAGGUUUAAUCAUGCUUUUAAUAAAUAUUUUUGAGUGAAAAGUC